Messenger RNA from Rubroshorea leprosula, 1113 nucleotides. The record is from the annotation of a GenBank genome assembly. Lineage: Eukaryota; Viridiplantae; Streptophyta; Magnoliopsida; Malvales; Dipterocarpaceae.
AUCAAUCUUUCCUCUCUUCUGCAGCCGAGCCAGCCUACCCCUCUGCACCGCGCCCAGCCUUGCACUCCCACGCCUGCUCAGCACCCCUAGCUCCUACGUCCCUAGUUCAUGCGCCCAGCUCUGCACCGAACUAGCCAUCAUCCCCCCCUCGCACGCCUGCAACCUGCCCUGCACCGAGCCAUCAUCGCCCCCUCGCACGCCCAGCCUAGCUGCACCAGCCCUGCACCUACGCCCUUGCUCCCUGCUCUGCGCCCAGAUCGUUUGCACUCUGCCCCAGCCUGCACUCUGCUGCGCCCGGCCUUGCUUCCUGCACCAGCUUUGCUCUGCACCAGCUUCUGCGCUCUGCACCAGGUCGCCUGCACUGUGCUUGCCCUGCUGCACCCCACUGCCGGCAAUGAUGCCCCUGCACGCCCGAGCCAUCAUCAGCACUCCACGCCCCUGCCUCCCUGUACACCGCGCCUCACCCCAAUCCCGCGCCUCUGCACCGCUGAUUUACUGCAGCCCCCAACCUUGCCUCACAUGCAGAAAAGACAAGGAGUACCGGAUAAAUUGGCAUCAUUGAUUGACAGAGCAAGGCCCUUGUCUUUUGUUGCAUCUUAUUUUUAUUUUUUGGGGUAUAUAUAUAGGGCAAAAGCAGAGUAAUGGGGUGUGGGGGUUUUUGGGUUGAUUUUGGGUCUGUUUGCCUGGGAGUCUCGUCUGAGUUUUGAGAGCAGAAGAAGGAAAUUCUGAGGAGAAGAGGGGGUCUUUUGCUGGUUGAUUUUCGAGUUUAGUUUGAAAAGAAGAUCGAUUCUGCUCGCUGGAGGUGGGAAAACAAAAAGGGUAUUCUUGCUUUAGGUAAUCUCCUGAACAGAGGGAUUUUUGGGAAGGAUAGUGAAGGAGACGAACGGAGCCUGGUCCCGUGGGUGGGAUCCCUCCCUUCCGAUCUGGAUCUACCUCCUAAAAAUUCUGCCGUGGGUGUUUUUGUUAUUUUCUGUUGAUUUUGUUUAGAUCUGUGUUUAAGUUUGUAUGUGUUUCGUUGGAAAAUGAAUGAAAAAUCAAAAAAGAUUGUUCUGUUUAUUUUACCUGAUGAAUGUGUUUCUUGCUGAAAAUGAGAAGUAAAAUGAUGAACUCUAA